Zea mays is the source of this 786-nucleotide messenger RNA. RefSeq lists its product as uncharacterized. The coding region runs from base 136 to 786 and encodes 216 amino acids. The record is from RefSeq and is a predicted model, not a curated record. The transcript has 2 exons. NCBI's taxonomy places the organism in Eukaryota, Viridiplantae, Streptophyta, Magnoliopsida, Poales, Poaceae.
CAUGCUAUAUAGCGAGUCUCGUCAUCUCUCUCGCCAUGGCAUGAAGCACCAACGCCCUUGCAUUGGAGAUAGGUACGUACGUAGAUACCAAGCCUAGCUAUAGAUCAGGUAGCUAACGCACAGCGGAGAAGAUAGAUGCACGUCCUUGCAGCCCACCCAGCAGCAGCUCCCCCACUCGCGUUUCUUGCUGCUGCUGGCGGCGUGCUUGACCACCACCGGUACAGCACCAAGGAGCUGACACCACCGACGACGACGACCAUGGACAGCAACGCGCUGCGGCAGAUCGAGGAGGGGUUCCGCCUGGCCAGGGAGCUAAUGGAGGAGCUCCCGGCGGCCCAGAACGAGCCGGCGUACCUCGCCGACCGCUGCCACGGCAUUGCCCAGGCCUACGUCGCGGCCAUACGCAUGCUUCACCCGCCUGCUAAUCCUCCUACUCACUUCGGCGGCAGCAGCCAGCACGACCGCGUCAUCCCUCAGCUGGACCUCCUCCGCCCGUUCCUCAGCGCUCCUUCGGCGCCGUCGUCGUCGUCGACGGCGUUCCCGCAUAACCUCGGGCGCCACCAGCUGCUAGCUGCGGACCCGUCGUCGUUCGUCGUCAACGCCUCGCCAGUCGUCGCCGGCACGUCGUCGGGCGGGCCAGUGCGGCGGCAUGCCUCGUCGUCGUCGCGGUCUUCGCCGCCGGUCCAGCCGCGGCAGCAGCAGCACAGGAGGAGACACUCUCCAAAACACAACUUAAAACCUAACUUGCCGAUGAAAGAGACAGGGGUGCCAGUAACAGUGAAGUGA